Puntigrus tetrazona (Sumatra barb) is the source of this 2288-nucleotide messenger RNA. It is a transcript of the gene olfm3b, whose product is annotated as olfactomedin 3b. Lineage: Eukaryota; Metazoa; Chordata; Actinopteri; Cypriniformes; Cyprinidae. The record is from RefSeq and is a predicted model, not a curated record. The transcript has 6 exons. Gene Ontology annotation, biological process: signal transduction. The coding region runs from base 177 to 1550 and encodes 457 amino acids.
GUCUCCACACAUCUCUCAAACUUUUCUGCGCCCGGAGCGACGAUGACAGCGCACGCACUUUCAGCGGCUCCAUCGAGGAUAUCCGAUCCCAAGAUACUGACAAGGAGCUCGAUCUGAAAGCUCGGAGAGAGAGAAGCGGGUUGCAAGAGAGACGUAGGCGGGAGACUGGAGGCAGAAUGCGGGCGCUGAUCGUGGUGCUGAAACCGCUGUGUUUUCUCGCUCUGCUCGGCUACUGCCCUUCCGCGACCAUCAGACCAAAGGAGGGCUGGCAGGUGUACAGUUCAGCGCAGGAUGCCGACGGCCGCUGCAUCUGUACAGUGGUGGCACCAGAACAGAACCUGUGCUCCAGAGACGCAAAGAGCAGACAGCUCCGCCAGCUACUGGAGAAGAUUCAGAACAUGUCGCAAUCAAUCGAAGUGCUGAACCUGAGGACCCAGAGGGACUUCCAGUAUGUCAUGAAAAUGGAGAGCCAGAUGAAAGGACUCCGAUCAAAGUUCAGACAAAUCGAGUCGAACCGAAGAACAUUAUUGACUAAAAACUUUCAGGAGCUGAAGGGGAAGAUGAACGAACUGCAGCCGCUGAUUCCAGUGCUGGAGCAGUACAAGACUGACGCCACGCUCAUAUCUCAGUUCAAGGAGGAGAUCAGGAACCUGUCUCUGGUGCUGAUUGCUAUCCAGGAGGAGAUAGGAGCGUACGAUUACGAGGAGCUCCAGCAAAGGGUCUUCGGCUUGGAGGGAAGACUGAGGAACUGUAUGAACAAACUCACGUGUGGUAAGUUGAUGAAAAUCACGGGCCCCAUCACUGUAAAGACAUCAGGAACGAGGUUUGGAGCUUGGAUGACAGACCCUCAGGCUUCACCUAAGAACAACAAGGUCUGGUACAUGGACAGCUAUACAAACAACAAGAUCGUCCGUGAGUACAAAUCGGUAAGCGACUUUGUGUCUGGCGUGGAGUCAAGAACCUACAACCUUCCGUUCAGCUGGGCCGGAACUAAUCAUGUGGUCUACAACGGCUCCCUUUACUACAACAAAUACCGGAGCAACAUCAUUGUCAGGUACAGCUUUGAAAGCGGCCGGGUUAUGACCCAACGAGCUCUCGAGUCCGCCGGCUUCCACAACGUCUACCCAUACAGCUGGGGCGGAUUCUCAGACAUUGACCUGAUGGCCGACGAGCUCGGUUUGUGGGCCAUCUAUGCCACCAAUCAGAAUGCAGGGAAUGUAGUGAUCAGCCAGCUGGACCCUCUGACCAUCCAGGUGCUGAACUCUUGGAACACAGAGUACUCCAAACGAAACGCGGGUGAGUCCUUCAUGAUCUGCGGCACACUGUACAUCACCAACUCCCACAUGACCGGUGCUAAGGUAUACUUCUCAUACUCCACCAAAACCUCUACCUACGAGUACAUGGACAUCCCCAUCCACAACCAGUACUUUCACAUGUCCAUGCUGGAUUACAACGCCAGGGAUCGUGCACUUUACGGCUGGAACAAUGGCCACCAGGUACUGUUCAACGUCACGCUGUUCCACAUUAUUAAAACCGACGACGAAUCCUGAGGGAUCUACCCUGAGGUGAGAGGAAAACUUUGAUUUCACAGUUACACUGAUCUGUAAUCGCCGUAGUAUUGCUGUGAAAUAAUAGGUUUUAUAUAUUUCAAUCAAAAGAGGUUCAGUUUGAGGUUCAGUGCCUCUGGAGAUGUCAGUCAGCAUUGCACUCCUCCAUCUGUAAAACAAUCAUGAUUAAACUCAAACUCAGACUCAGAUAAGGACAGUUUAAAGCUCUAUUUAAAUGUUGUUUGUGCAACUUCCAGUGCGUAGCAGUGGUGUUCAGCUAUAAUGCUCGAUUCUGCAAAGAAUGUAACAAACACUUUUAACUAAACUUAGAAACAUUCAAUGAUAAAUCCUUAUUAUAUACUUAUCUAUCAAAUUGUGUCUCUUAGUUUUAGCUUGUCAAAUGUUUAGAGGAGUAUGAAUAUAUUUUCAGCUAUUUUCUGACUUACUUAAAGGAAUGGUUCACCCAAAAAUAAACAUUGGUCAUUAUUUACUCAUCUUUGUGUUGAUCCAAAACUUUGUGGCAUUUGUGUGGAACACCAGAAAAUAUCUACACAAUGGACAUCAAUAGGCUCCAAAAUAUUUUGGGUCCCAGUAUCUUUUAAAAUAUUUUCUUUCAUGAAACAAACAAAUUUAGGGUGAGUAAAUGUUACAGAAUUCUCAUUUUUGGGUAAAAGUACCCUUCCAUGCUGAAAUUAUUUCCCAUUGUACAAUCUAAUUACAAUAAAAAAUACUUUAGAGGUU